Messenger RNA from Aspergillus alliaceus, 231 nucleotides. RefSeq lists its product as uncharacterized. NCBI's taxonomy places the organism in Eukaryota, Fungi, Ascomycota, Eurotiomycetes, Eurotiales, Aspergillaceae. The record is from RefSeq and is a predicted model, not a curated record. The transcript is spliced from 3 exons. Bases 1 to 231 code for a protein of 76 amino acids.
AUGCAGCUCUCCUAUCUUCUUAUCUACUUUGCUGCUUGCAUUAGCUCCACUGUUGCUCUUCCCACCGAAGGUGUCGUUGAACCGGAGGGCUACACUGGUGCUGGUGGUGUAGCUAUCCUGAAUGGUAUCGAGCUGCCCGCUUCUAAGCGUGACGAGCUGGAGCUGGAGGGCUAUACAGGUGCCGGGGGUGUCGCCAUCCUCAAUGGUGUUGACCUUCCCACCAGUGAUUAG